Paramecium pentaurelia is the source of this 2546-nucleotide messenger RNA. The record is from the annotation of a GenBank genome assembly. Lineage: Eukaryota; Ciliophora; Oligohymenophorea; Peniculida; Parameciidae.
AUGGAUCAGCAAUCUCCAGAUAUUAAGGAAUUGUUAUUACUUUAUAAUAAUGCUAUCUAAAUCAAAAAGAGAGCUGAAAAGAAAUUAAUACGUUUCACUAAUUGCCUUUCAGAAUUAGAUAGAAGAAAUUGUGGUGUAGAAAUUAUUGAAUAAAUCAAUGUUGUCAGACAAUAAAUUAAAGAAGAAAGAAAAAAUCAAGCAGAACAAACCGUUAGGAAUUCAUAUGUAUAAAUGCAAAAUCAAAUGGAUAAAAGUAGUUUAAUUCUGAAACAAAAACUAUAAGAAAAAGAACUAUGUAUAUAUGUUAUCUGAUUUAAUAUAGAACUUGAAUCUAUGGAGUUGGAGUAUAAAUGUCAAAUAUAAUAAUAAUAACAAAUAAUUAACCAUCUUAAUAUAUAAAUUGAAGAAGUUAAAGAUUGUAAUUAUUGUUCAUUAUUCAAAUAGAUAAUCAGGAAUAAAUUUUCUGUUUGACUCAAAAGAAUCAAUAACUACUCAAUCUUAUUUAAGACUUGAACAACUAAAUUGCAGAAUUAAAAUAAAGUAUCCUUUUAAAUGAUAUUUUAGUUUUGGAGCAUUAUCAAAACGAAGAAUUCAAAUAUCAAAAUAAUAAUAACAGUAAUAAUUUGCAUUAUUUUAAAAAGGUUCUAUAAGAGUAUCUUAAAACUCUCAAAUGCUUUAGAAUAUCAAGAAACUUGGAAGCCAAGACUACAAUCAUACAAUUGAAUCUAUGGAUUAAUGCUAAUUUGAAACUUUGGCUUCUGAAGUCAAAUAUCAAGAAACUUGUGAAAAUUUUGAUGAAGAAAUUCUUUUGGGAUCUUAUAAUUAAUGUUCAGAAUCUAAAGGUAUACAAAUAUCCAAAUUAUAGAUUUGUAAUCCCCCAUCAAAAUUUAAGAUCAAAAAAUAAAUCCAAAUUAAAUUAAUGAAUUGACUUUUACAAUUGAAGAAUUAAAAGAGCAACUUCAAAGUAACAUAUCAUAUUUAGUUAGACUUGUAGUUUGAAAAACAAAGAUUAAUUGACAAUUUGAAAGAGAACCAAGAAAAUUUUGAUUCAAUUAUACUAAAUACUUAACAAAAUUAGAAUAAUUUAAAUAAUUAAAUUAAUGAUUUGAUUCAAUCAAACUAAGGUAUAGAUAUACAUAAUAUAUAUAUUUAGAACUAUUUACUAAAGAGUAAAUCCUUUAGACAUAGGUUUAAGAAUAAAUAAAUCAAAUAGAAAUACUUACUGGAUAACUAGUAACAUCUAAAUAGUUAUUAAAUAAAAAUGAUGAAACUAUUUCUAAAUUUAAACAAGAAUAAGAAAUCACAAAAUCUUAAAUUCUAUUAUUUAAAGAAUAACUUGAAAUUAUUCCUAAAUUAGAAUAAGAAAUUAAGCAUCAUUAAUUAAUAAUUUAGGAUUAUGAAAACCAAAUACUUAGUUCUACUGUAAAAAGAUCAGAAUUAGAUGAUAAGCUAAAUUAAUAGCAUAUUAAUCAAGAGAAAUUUAAAACAUGUGAGUUGGAUUUAACAAAAUUAAUAUAAGAUUUAAAUUCUUAAUUAACUGAAUUUUAAAUAAAAUACUAAGUAUUAGAAUAAGAAAAUAUUAAAUAAUAAUAAUAGAUUAUCCUUUUAAAUGAAUAAAAAAAUAAGUAAUAAUUAUAAUUUGAGGAUUUAAAAUAAAAAUAUUGUCAAAUUUAAUAGGAUAAAAUAGAAUAAGGAUUUUAUAAGGAAAAAGAGGAAGAUGUGACUAAAUAAUCUGAAUGUAAUUAUAAUUAUAAUGAAUUUUUAGAGAAUAAAAUUUAAAAUUAUAAUCUUUAAAGUGAGAUAAAUUAAUUGAAAAUAGAUAAAGAAGAAUUAAUUAAAUAAAACAAUAGUAAGGAUUUAUUAAUACAAUUAUAAUAAUAAUUGGAGAAUCAAUAUAAAGGUACACUAUAAUUAUUGAGACUCUAGUUCUUGAAGAAUAACAUAAAAAUGCUAAAAAAUAAUAUUAGGAUGAAUGUAAUAAAAUUACAGAAUAUUACAAACAAGAAAUCAAAUUAAUGUAAGAAUAAUUGAUAAGAAAUUCAGAAAAUAUCAAAUAAUAUUCACCUGUAAAUGAUAUAUCAUAAGAUGAUAAAUAUAAAGAAUAUAUUAAUAGAUUAAAUGAUGAACUUAGAUAAAGCAAACUAUAAAUUGCACAAUCAUCUACUAUUAAUAAUUAAUUAAAGUAAUAAUAAAAGGAUUUGGUAUUGAAGUUAUAAAGUAUGUUAAAAUUGACUCCAGCAGUCGAUUAAGAUUUAAAUGAUUUGAUUUUAAUAAUUGAAAGCAAUUUAUCAAGUUGUCAAAGCAGUCCUGUUAGACAAUCGUUUAAAAGAACUAGUAUGAUAGAUACAACAAAAAUGCUUAUGAAUAAAUCAAGACUCUCAUUUGGUUCUAAUAGAGGAUCAGUUUAGGUUUCUUAGAAAUAAUUAUCAGACAAUGGAUAUAGAAAUAGUUUAAAUAUCUAGAAGGUUCCAUAGAGUAGUCAAAGUAAUACAGAUUUGUAGAAAAUUCUGGAUGAUGUUUCGGAUUAGGAUAUCAUUUAAUAAUGA